AAGUGAAAGAUUGCCGGAGCUAAUUUUGGAGAUUAUGCCCAAAGCGAAACAAGUCAAAUGUCCCUGACUGCCGAUUGACAUUCAAAUAGAAAGUAAACCUUUCAGCGAUGGAAGGGCUGAUCCCUGUAAUCAACAAACUGCAAGAUGUGUUUAACACUGUUGGUUCAGAGACGAUUCAGCUUCCACAAAUUGUUGUGAUAGGCAAUCAGAGUUCAGGAAAAAGUUCUGUGAUUGAAGGAUUAGUUGGGAAAGAUUUUUUACCAAGAGGAACUGGCAUUGUUACAAGACGUCCUCUUAUUCUACAACUGAUACAUGUCAGUAAAAAUGAUACAGAAACAAGAUUCCAGGAAGGAAGUGGAGAUGCGAUAAAAGCAGAAGAAUGGGCCAAGUUUCUUCACACAAAGAACAAAAUUUACACAGAUUUUGAUGAAGUUCGAAAGGAAAUAGAGAAUGAGACCGAUAGAAUGGGUGGAACUAAUAAGGGAGUUUGUCCAGAGCCUAUAAGUUUAAAGGUAUUUUCAUCAAAGGUUGUAAACUUGACAUUAGUUGACCUCCCAGGAUUGACUAAGGUUCCUGUUGGAGAUCAGCCAGAGGACAUUGAGGACCAGAUUAUAGAGAUGAGUCAUAAAUACAUCAGCAAUCCCAACUCUAUUAUACUAGCAGUGACAGCAGCUAAUACAGAUAUGGCUACUUCAGAGUCAUUAAAACUUGCAAAAGAUAUGGAUCCAGAUGGUCGCAGAACUUUAGCAGUAGUAACCAAAUUAGAUUUGAUGGAUCAUGGAACAGAUGCAAUGGAAGCUUUAUGUGGUCGUGUCAUUCCUGUUAAACUUGGUAUUAUCGGUGUUGUCAACAGAAGUCAAGCUGACAUCAAUCAUAGAAAGGAAAUGAAAGAUGCUUUGACAGAUGAGGCAUCAUACCUGCAAAGAAAAUAUCCAUCCAUAGCAAAUAGAAAUGGUACAUUAUUCUUAGCUAAGACUCUUAACAGGUUAUUGAUGCAUCACAUUAGGGACUGUUUGCCAGAAUUAAAGACAAGAGUAAAUGUAUUGAUUGCCCAGUUCCAGUCACUACUCAAUUCAUUUGGUGAACCAGUUGAUGACAAAAGUCAGUUGUUACUACAGAUUAUCACAAGAUUUGCAGCAGCUUACUGUAAUACCAUAGAGGGAACAGCUAAAAAUAUUGAAACCACAGAAUUAUGUGGAGGAGCAAGGAUCUGUUACAUCUUUCAUGAAACUUUUGGUAGAACAUUAGAAUCAGUAGAUCCCACAGGGGGCCUCACAACUUUUGAUAUUCUGACAGCUAUAAGGAAUGCUACAGGACCACGACCUGCAUUGUUUGUGCCUGAAAUAUCCUUUGAACUGUUGGUAAAGCGACAAAUGAAACGAUUAGAAGAACCAAGUUUACGUUGUAUAGAAUUAGUUCAUGAAGAAAUGCAAAGAAUUAUACAACAUUGUGGAACACAGCAAGAGAUGCUUCGAUUUCCAAAGUUACAUGAGAAAAUUGUAGAUGUAGUCACAAAUCUUUUACGAAGAAGAUUACCUCCAACUAACACAAUGGUAGAAAAUUUGAUGUCCAUUGAGUUAGCCUAUAUAAAUACAAAACAUCCAGACUUUACAGAAGCACACUUAAUACAUAAAGCAUUGUCAGAAGGCAAUAGUUUAGGUCAUUCCUUUGACCAUCAUAGAUCUAUCGAACAAAAUAGAGUGCAAGAUUCUAGACCAAAGCAGAGUGCACAUGAAGCGGUAACAACCAAAGGAUGGAAGUUAGGUUUUGGAAGAUCUGAUGCUGAUAGUACAUCAGAACAGGGAUCCAAACCAGGAAGUGCUUCUAGUAGUGUAGUUAAUUCACCAGCACAUUCUAGGAAGGGUAUUAAUUUACUUGAUAAUGUGCCAAAUCAACAAACAACAAGGAAACUUUCCCAAAGAGAACAGAGGGACUGUGAUGUAAUAGAGAGAUUAAUAAACAGUUAUUUCCUAAUAGUCAAAAAGAAUAUACAAGAUAAUGUUCCAAAAGCUAUCAUGCAUUUCUUGGUAAACCAUGUGAAAGACAAUUUACAAAGUGAAUUAGUUAGUCAAUUAUACAAGAAAGAAGAAAUAGAUUAUUUAUUAGAGGAAUCAGAACACAUGGCUGCUAGGAGAAAAGAGGCACAAGAAAUGACACAAGCAUUACAGAGAGCUAGUCAUAUAAUCGGAGAAAUACGAGAAACUCAUCUGUGGUGAAUUAUGAAUAUUGUAUACUAAGCCCCUGACUUCAUGUAUUAACUUGCAACAAGAAUUACAACAAUAACAGAUAUGGGUCCAGUUAUAUGUUUGAAGAGUGUUGUAAAUGUUGAAUCUGAAUGUUGUAUUUUGUGGAAUAUUUAAUUUUACAUAUUAAUGAUUCUAAUGGACAGCUAGUUAGGAGAUUAAUGUUAUUUAAUAUUUGCAAGCUUUAAAUCAUAGAUUUGAGGUUACUGUCCACAUGUUUAAUUAUUGAAAAUAUGACAAUUAACCAACUUCUAAAUGAUAAAUAGAAAUGAGGGCAAACCAUUGCAGAAUACUCCUGUGGUAUUACAUUGUGUCAUGAAAUUUAUACAAUGAACUAGUGAACAAUGUCCAGCCAGAAUUUGCAUUACAAAUCCCAUUUUAUUUAAUUUUGUAUAUCCCAAUGCUUUGUAAUUGUGAUUACCAUUAAUGUGGCUAUUAUAAGGAUGUUUUACAAAUGAUCUGAUGUUAGGGUUAGCUUGAUGCGUGUAUGAACUAAACAAGGGAGAUAAAUUCAUAAUUUUCUAAAUAAAUUGAUAAUUUUUGCAUCAUGACAUACAAUUUACACUUGCUGGCUUGUCUUUAAUUUUGCGUUAAGGUCCCAAGUGGUAGUAUUUUUGUUGUCAUAUAGACCAUCUUGUUUUCAUUAUUCUGAGUUCAUCUGGCUUUUUUGAAUUAAUAGAAAAUUUUGCCAGUAACCCAUACUUUUCUUUUCAUAAUUUCAUUUGAUACAUUAUAAACUACGUUCCUUUAAAAUCUUGUAAUUUCUCAAAAUUUCUCAAAAGAUUUCAACAAUGAAAACAUCCUAAUACAAAGUAUGUGAAAAAUUAAGAUAACUCCUGUUUUCCUGUCAAAUUUGUAUAUGCUUAAAUCUUGAAAAAAAAAGCAUAUGGACAUAUUUUUUUCUGGCCUAUGGCCCUUAAUAUUAGGUAUUUAGGUAUUUAGGCAAUUAUCUUUUUUACCAUUAUAGAAAAUAUUUCCUUAAAGUUGGGUCUGUGUAUUUGUGUGCUGUAUUUGAUUGACCAAGUGUCACAAGAGCAUGGAUGCAAUUAUGCUAGUAAAUUUUGUGCUGUAAAAAUUAAAAGUGCUAUUUUUAUGAUUGAGUUUUUUUUAACAUAUUUGCUAAUUGUACUACUGUAAUAUUCAAAAUUAGUACUAAGUUCAGAAUUAUUUUGUUUUGAUGAAGAAAUGUUAUGCUUAAUUUGUAUAACAUGAAUAAAUUAUCUAUUUAUCACUAAAUACAAGACAAACAUAAUAAAUAAGAAUAAUGAAUAUACCUCUACAAAUGUAGCAAUACUAAUUGUAUCUUCUAAGACCUCAAAUUAGUGUCUGUAAUUAUUCAGACAGGUUAGAUAUAGCUAGUAGUCCAUAAACCUUGGAAUUACCUUUAUUUAGACAAGAACUAACAAUACUUAAUAUGUAGUGAUAUUGGUUUUGAAAAAAUAACCAAAAUUGACUACUCUGGUUUCUGAAGUAUUUGCUAUUACUAAUGGAUAUUAUUAGUGGUAAAUUGUACUGUAUUAUAAAAUACUAACAGCUAUAAAUCGUUUUAUCAUAUUCUAUGACAUUUUGUUCAUAAAAUUCCAAAAAACCAUUGUACGUAAAUAUUUAUGCAUUAGAUAUUCAUAUAACAGUUGUAUCCAUAAUAGGUGUUGUCAAUUUUUUGCAUAAAAGUCCUAGAAUAAGAGUUGUCAGGGAAAAUAAAAUAACUACACCACCAAAAAUACAUGUAUGGUACCCAGUGCCUGAUUUCAUUUCUGAAAUGAAUAUGAGUAAAAAUGUUUGUGUAUGAUAAAAAUUUCCAUUAGAACUUAUUAUUGUACAUAAACAAUUCAGCAUUACAUUUAGAAAUACACCUAUAUAUCAUAUGUCAGAUUGGUUGUCAUCUUUUAUUAACCUUUUAGUAUUAAGAUUGCAUAAUCUAAACAGGAAAACAUAUUAGCUAUAUUUCUUUUGACAAUCUAUGUGUAUUCUUCUUUCCUUUUUUGGUUUUUGGUGCAUUAUUUUGUAAUUAUUCAUUAUUCAUAACACUGACAUUUUCUGUCCUGCUUUUAGUAAGGAAGCAAACUAGAAUUAUGAAAUUUCCUAAACUGUUGCUAAAUGAUUAUUUUUGAUUUGUCAAUUUGUUCUUCUAGUCCUUAAGAACUUUUUUUAUAUAUUUCUUCUGUGAUUAUCUAUGAAAAUUGAAUUUUUAGAUAGGCUUCUUUUUUUGUUUAUACAGAUUCAGUAUGUUGGUUUUCAAAUGUAAAUUGAUAUGCUAUUUUCAGAUUUGUAUUUCUCUUCAAGUUAAACAGAUUACUGCUUUCUGUACUUUCUUUCUGAAUACAAGGAAUGUAUAUGAGUUUUUGAAUUAAUUUAAAUCUGUUAAAUCUGUAUAUAUUCAUGUGUUUUUGAUGUACAAUGUAGAUAUGUAUACACAUCUUUUCCACACCGGUAAUGUACAUCUGAAAAUAAAAUUUUAAGAUUUA
This is a messenger RNA of Mytilus californianus (California mussel), 4708 nucleotides long. Its product is annotated as dynamin-1-like protein. Lineage: Eukaryota; Metazoa; Mollusca; Bivalvia; Mytilida; Mytilidae. Bases 108 to 2216 code for a protein of 702 amino acids. The record is from RefSeq and is a predicted model, not a curated record. The transcript is spliced from 16 exons. Gene Ontology annotation, biological process: mitochondrial fission. Gene Ontology annotation, molecular function: microtubule binding; GTPase activity; GTP binding. Gene Ontology annotation, cellular component: cytoplasm; membrane; microtubule.